AUGGCGGACACAUUGGUCGCUCACAUGGAUCGACAUAACAAGCUAGACACUGAGAGCUCAGAAGAUGACAAGAGAUUGACAAAACUUUGCUCGCUGAAGAAGAAGGCAAUAAAUGCGACGAACAAGUUUAAGCACUCAAUGACCAAGAAAGGUCGAAGGCAUAGCCGUGUGAGGUGUGUCUCAAUCGUUGAUGAAAUCGAUACAGAAGAGUUGCAAGCCGUUGAUGCUUUCCGUCAAGCUCUUAUCUUAGAGGAGCUACUUCCCUCUAGACACGAUGAUCAUCACAUGAUGCUUAGGUUCUUGAGGGCAAGAAAGUUUGAUGUGGAAAAGGCGAAGCAAAUGUGGGGUGAUAUGCUUAACUGGAGGAAAGAAUAUGGCGCAGACACAAUCAUGGAGGACUUUGAUUUCAAAGAAAUAGACGAAGUGGUAAAGUAUUAUCCACAAGGAUAUCAUGGUGUUGACAAGGAAGGAAGACCAAUCUAUAUAGAGAGGCUAGGCCAAGUCGAUGCCACAAAGCUGAUGAAAGUGACCACAAUCGAUAGGUACGUCAAGUACCAUGUCAAAGAGUUUGAGAAGACUUUCAACGUCAAGUUUCCAGCUUGUUCCAUUGCUGCCAAGAGACACAUUGAUCAGAGCACAACAAUCUUGGAUGUUCAAGGCGUGGGAUAUAAUAACUUCAACAAAGCUGCAAAAGAUCUUCUUCACAGUAUUCAGAAAAUCGACAAUGAAAACUAUCCUGAGACGCUGAGCCGUAUGUUCAUAAUCAAUGCUGGUGUUGGGUUUAGGCUCGUAUGGACUGCAGUUAAAUCUUUCUUGGACCCAAAGACUACAGCCAAGAUUCAUGUUCUUGGCAACAAAUACCAAAGCAAACUGCUAGAAAUUAUUGACGACAACGAACUGCCUGAGUUUUUGGGUGGUAAGUGCACAUGCGCAGAUAAAGGCGGAUGUAUGCGUUCAGACAAAGGUCCAUGGAACGAUCCUGACAUCUUCAAGUUGGUUCAAAACGGCGAAGGUAGAUGCCUUAGGAGGAGCUUAUCAGGGAUAGAGGAAAAGACGAUCUCAGAGUACAAGAACGAAAAGUGCGAACCAGAAGAGACGUACACGCAAUCUGCUGCAGUGAAGGAGAAGAAGUUCAUCGACAAGUCUGUGGAUGCUGCUGCUUGGCCUACACAGCUUCCCAAUCCCACCAACAACAACUUUCCCGAGCCUAAAGAAAUGUACCCGAACCCGGCUGUGAAUCCGUUGGAGAGGAGAGGGUACUUAUAUGGGAGCGUGAUGGCUUUGCUCAUGGGGAUAGUGGGGGUGAUGAGGCUGACCAAGAACAUGCCAAGGAGGCUCACUGAGGCCAAUGUGUACAGCCGUGAAGGCGGCGCCGUGUACCCAGACGGAGUGACGGUUAUGUCGAAGCAGGAGUAUAUGGCCAUGGUGAAGAAGAUGACAGAUUUGGAGGAGAAAUGCAAAUCCAUGGAUGCUCAGGCUAAGAUUUCUCUCGAGAGGGACAAGAUUCUCGAUGCUGCUCUUCGUCGUGUUGAUCAGCUCGAGCUUCAGUUGUCUGAAACCAAGAAGGCAUUGGACGAGACGAUGACUAGGCAACAUGAGAUAAUGGCUUACAUUGAGAAGAAAAAGAAGAGGAGGAAGGUAAGAGAUCGAUCAAAUACUUAUAUUGCUUACAGUUUACAUUAG
Molecule: messenger RNA, 1683 nt
Organism: Microthlaspi erraticum
Lineage: Eukaryota; Viridiplantae; Streptophyta; Magnoliopsida; Brassicales; Brassicaceae
Source: the annotation of a GenBank genome assembly